This is a messenger RNA of Zingiber officinale, 1592 nucleotides long. RefSeq names its product replication stress response regulator SDE2-like. The record is from RefSeq and is a predicted model, not a curated record. The coding region runs from base 63 to 1370 and encodes 435 amino acids. Gene Ontology annotation, cellular component: nucleus. The transcript is spliced from 3 exons. Lineage: Eukaryota; Viridiplantae; Streptophyta; Magnoliopsida; Zingiberales; Zingiberaceae.
ACCGUCCGACCGCUCUUCAAAUUAGGGUUCUACUGUUCCCGGAUUGCAUAGCUGAUCCAUUCAUGGCGACAAACCAAAUCUUCGUGAAGUUUCUAGACGGCAGAACCCGCUGCCUCCAGAUCCCGUCUCCCACCGUCUCCGGUGAAGCCCUAAGGCGCGAUAUUGUAACCAGAACCGGAAUACCCCUUCGGUACCUUCGCGUCGUCUCUGGAAUCCGGGAGAUAUCUGACUCUACCAUCAUAUCAGCCUCCAGUGAUGGUCUCUUCCCCUCCGUCACCCUCCUCCUCCGUCUUCCUGGCGGCAAGGGAGGGUUCGGUUCCCUGCUCCGAGGCGCUGCGACCAAGGCUGGUCAAAAGAAGACGAACAACUUUGACGCUUGCAGAGACAUGAGCGGUCGCCGGCUGCGCCAUGUGAACGCCGAGAAGAAGCUCGAGGAGUGGAAGGCCGAGGCUGAGGAUCGAAGGUUGGAGAAACUCGCGGAGGAUUUCCUUAAGAAGAAGGCGAAGGAGGUGAAAAAGAACUCCACGGUGGCUGUGGAAAAGUACUUGGAGAAGUACAGAGCGGAUGCUGAGAAGUGCAUGGAAGAGGUUGAGGAAUCGGUGCGACAAUCUUUUGCAUUGUACAAUGAGUCGAAGCGCAAAAUUUUACCUUUAUCAGAACCUUCUUCUAAGCGUCUGAAGAUAUGGCUGGGAAAGAAAAAGAUGGAUGAAAGUGAUAGUGAGAGCGACGAUGGCGAACUUGAAGAUAAAGACGAUGAUAGUGAUGAUGGCGAUCGGAAAUCUGAGGUGUUAGAUGGUGGAAAUUGUUCGAUUCAAAGCGAGCUGCAAGUUGGUGGCUCGCCAUCUGGUUCUGUUUCUAUUAAUAAUUCAGACGUAGAAUCAUCUGGUGGUGGUUCUGAGAAAAGCAAUGUUGAUGAAAUUAGUACAGGCAGUGCCUUGAUUUCUCUGGGAAUGGAACAGGGUUCUGGAAGUAGAGACAGCAAUUCUACAUCAGAUGAAAUUUUCAACUUUGAAACUGGAACACCAGAGGAAGUUGAUGCUCAAGCUGAUUUGGUUUCUGGUUCCAUGGUGGUAACAGAGUCAAGUGUGGCUAAAUCAGAAAAGGAGAAUCAACCUGAGUCACUGGAGACAAGGACUGAACUUGUAGUAGAAAUGAGCACUGACAAUUCCUCUCCAGAUGGAUUUUUUAAUUUUGAUGAUUAUGACUCUGCAGAUAGUUUGGAGCUACUUGGAAUGGAACGGCUCAAAGCAUUGUUGCAGAGGUAUGGUCUCAAAUGCGGUGGUACCUUGAAGGAGCGCGCUGCAAGGCUCUUCCUGCUCAAAACAACUCCUGUGGAGAAGUUGCCUAAGAAGGUGCUCGCUAGGCAUUGAGAGAGCUGCGUCGUUAACCAUUACCAUCAGUGGUCGCUUCAUGCUGUGUACUUACCAUCAACACGCACCUUGCAGCGUAGUGAUAGAUGACUGGUUUGCGAGCUUAUGAUGAUUGCUAUUUCGAAUCUGAAAUAUCGUGGUUGUACUCUAUGUUGGUGUAUAUUUUAUCUCUUAUAUUUUUUGUAAACUGAAUAAAACUGAUCUGGCAAAGUUAUCCCAAAA